AUGGCUGCCUCGGGGGGUGUAUGGGCUCCAGUAGCCAUGCGCCUGCUCCGUUCGGCCGCCGCAAACGCCUCCAAGGCGAUUCGGCACACGUUUCCCAAUGCACCCAAGCUCCAACCCGCUCCCAUACGAUCCGCAAUCUCUACGGGAAGACAUCCCAUCCACCCAGCUGCUCUGCUCCGCCAGCGACGUUCGGCACGGUGGUCAUCGACCAAAGCCUACCAGCAUAUUCAAAGUGCCGCCCGCCGGUGGAUGUCCUCUGGUAACACCGCAUCCGCCAGUCCCCGUUUCGACCGGACCAAAUUCCCCACAUCGAAUACAUCCCGCCGCGUGGCCCAGGGUACCGGCCGCGCCCCUUUCGCCAGCACACUUCGCCCGAACCUGACCGGCGGCACACUCUGCCGUACGCAAGGCGGCUACAGCACCGGCGGUGGCGCACGCUACUUCUCGCACACGCCGGCCGCCCCGGCGCAAGUGGUCCAGAACGUCGGCGUCGCCAUGCGCGCCUUCUUCCUCUCAGGACAGAAGGCACGGUUCGACGGCCUCAACGAGCGCGGCGACAAGCGGUACAGGGCCGUCUCGACGCUCGAGCACGAGGCCGGGUGCAGGAUGGCCAAGGUCUCCCGCUUUGAGCCUGGCUCCUUUGUGGACUUCCAGCUGAGCCCCACCGUCACGGCUCUGAGCCCGCUCGCUGCUGCCUUCCCCUUCCGCGCCGGUACCAAGAACGACGGCGUCACGCUGAACCGCGACGGUUUCCUCGAUGUCCUGUCCGAGGACUUUGGCCGCGCCCUCAAGGAUUUGACAGCCGUUUUCGCCGAUCUGAAACGGUUGGCUGUGUUAGGAGAUCUGCCUGUAACGUUGGAGAAGUCGAACAUUAUCAGGGUUCGGUUCCCUGGCGUGGAUGCCGCGACGGCAGAGCGACUUUGCGACGACGUUGGUUUACAGCGUGGCGCUGUCUAUCAAGACCCAGAGUUUAACACAAACGGCGGCGUUCAGGUUGCGCUCAAGUUCCCCUUCGCGCCCGACAGCCAGGCAUCAGAAAAGACCAUGACGUCUCCAGGCGGCACUUUGCGCUCUCUUUCGGGUCUAUCAGAGGCAUUCGAUGAUGCCUUUGUGGAUGCCGAGAUGGCGGAGAACCCAUGGCUUUCCGAUCCCGAGGGAUACGAGAGCAUGUCGCCGCCUCCUUUGAGUUCGGGAACACACUGUUCCCAAGAGUUCGAUGGUCUUGAGGGCAUCUAUCGUUUUAUGGAAGAAUGUGACAGGGCCAAGGGUCGGUACUAG
Molecule: messenger RNA, 1278 nt
Organism: Verticillium nonalfalfae
Lineage: Eukaryota; Fungi; Ascomycota; Sordariomycetes; Glomerellales; Plectosphaerellaceae
Exons: 1
Coding region: 1-1278 (425 amino acids)
Biological process (GO): proteasome assembly
Molecular function (GO): proteasome binding
Source: RefSeq, a predicted model, not a curated record